GAGCCGGACGCACACCUAAACCCGCCCCGUCCGAUCCGCUCGACUCUGCCAUUGGGGGAACGGUGCCGCGUGGAGGUUUCCAUGACGACGAGUCGCUAGGCGCCCGGCUCGUGUGUGGGAGCCGAGCUCAGACCUAGCAGGGAGCCCCUGAGCGAGAAGCCGGGUGGGCGAGGGCAGCCAGCGCCCGCCUCGAUCGACUCGCGGAAGACCUUAAAGGAGGCAGGCGUCGGUGGCCCAGUCGAGCGGUCCACGGCUGUGGACCACCAGGAGCAACUCGCAGGUCUUCGCCCUUGAGGGUGACGGGAGGCUGGCGGGCACUUGAUGAGGGCUGGCCGGGCUGCAAUUCUGGCGCUUUGAAUUGAGAGCACGCGAAGAAGCCCCUGCCCGGCCCUCGAAAUCCCCAGGGAGGAGGAGGAGGCCCCUUCAAGGCCUCCAGCUGGCGCUUUGGGUCAGGGCUGACCUGAGGACACCUGAAGAUCCGAACAGUCUCCUAAUUCAGGGAAGCUUUUCGGGAGAGGAUGAGGAGAGUUCCAGCCCUGGCUGAGAGGACCAUCAUCUUGAAAGCCCUGGUCCCAAUCCUGUAAGCCCUGUGGGCAGGGGCUUGAAGGGGUGCCAUGUCUCUUUGGAGCCCACCAAGUGGAGGUGGUGGUCUUCCUCCUGCCAACAGCCCCCCUUGGCUAUGAGGAUGGGCAGUGGUGGAUCCUCAGGCCGGGAAGAUCGGCUGUCAUCAGCUGCCGAAGAGCAGCUAAGUGGUGGGGAUCAGAUGCUGGAGCUUUCUGGAUGCUACUUAAAGAAACUGCCAAUCCCAGUAUGUGCCCUGAGCACCCUGCAGAAGCUUUACAUCAGUGGCACAGGGAUAACGGAACUGCCCGAGGAGAUAGAAGGGCUGCAGGAGCUGCGUAUAUUGGCACUGGACUUUAAUAAACUGGAGGAGGUCCCUGAGGCCUUGUGUCGUUUACCUCACCUAACCCGCCUGUAUCUGGGCAGCAACCGCCUCUUUGGGCUUCCUGCAGAAUUCUGCCAACUCAAGACUCUUCGUUGCUUGUGGAUAGAGAGUAACUACUUGUACCACUUUCCCCAGGCGCUGCUUCAGAUGCCUGGACUGCAGUCCCUACAGAUGGGGGACAACCGUCUCAAAACCUUGCCUAAUGGUCUGCCCCGUAUGAGGGGCCUCCGCGGAUUGUGGCUUUAUGGGAACCGCUUUGAGGAGUUUCCAAAAUCUUUGCUUCGUAUGACCCAGCUUCACAUCCUUGACCUUGAUCGCAACAAGCUGACAGAAUUUCCUGACUUGAGUCACCUGCGGAGGCUUCGACUCUUCUCCUAUGACCACAAUCCUGUGCAAGGCCCUCCAAAUGUGGCUGAUACUGUCACUGUGGUGGGUGAGGGAGCUCAGGAGUUCAUGGAGGCCAGGGGAGAACGUCUCCAGGCCCUUCGGGAGCAGGAAGAGGAAGAGCAGGAAGAGAACGAAUCUGAAGUUGUGCAGGCUAAUACGAAAAAUGACUCCUCCAUGUUGGAUGAUGGAGAGGGCAGCUUUUCUGCCCUAGAAUGCACUCCAGAGGAAACAUGAAAUAGAAACAACCACCAGAAAGUGGCUGCUCAUAAACAUCUGGUGGAUAGUGACAGGCUUUUGAAUGUGCAUCUGCUGUACAGGGGAUGAGGAGCUGGCCAUCUCUAUCAUUGUCCUGGGAAUCUUGGGCAACUGUUAACUAUGGUACAGUAGUUGCUAAUUCCUUGUAAAGGACAGCUGCUGUUCAGAUAACCUUUGCCCCUCCCUCCCUCAAUGGACUCUGAACCAUCCUAACUCACAUAUUCAUACUGAAUUAUGAGUAACUUUAUACCUUGUAAAUCCCCUUCCUUAUCCCUGGGUGCAAGGAGAAGAUUGGAGGCAAAGACAAAUUCUUAGCUGAGUGGAUAAUUCCCUUGCACCAAACCUUUGAAAUUGUCCCUGACUCAAGGCAUGGAUAAAGAUCACUUCAUGGUGCAGCUGAGUAUAAAAAUGGCAUUAAUGCCAUGACAAACUGGUGUCCAUGAGUGUUGCCUACUCAGUUUGCCAGGCAUGCUACAAAGAGCCUCAACAGGAAGACAGGAUAAAGCCAUCUUGUUUAUUUAUUUUGCUCACCUUGAGUCCUGGGGGUGCUGCAGAGUCAUAAAUAUGAAUCUGUCAGUAUUGAGAAGAAGCUCAUGGGCAACCCUUGUUUGAACACAGAGCUAUCCGUCCUGGAAAGAGACUUGCCUCCGCUCUUUGUAUGGUGGGAAAGGAGUGUUGUGCAUUGCCCAGCUGCUUUGCAGGACUUUCUAUUCCCUUAAAAGGGCACAGAAACAAAACCGAUAUGACCAGGGCCAUUGCAGACUUGCAUAGAUCUCAGAAGGAAGAGUGGCAGACUCAGAAGUUCCAUCUGUAUUGGAGGGUAGCGGGUUCAUUCUGAUGAAGCGGGGCUCUCAGGCUAGAUUUGUAUUAAAUCUCAGCAAUAAAAGCAUGUCAAAAGAAGCUUGAAAGAGACAGACUGGGAGUUGGGGAGGAGGGUACACUUAUUCUCAGGGAGAUUGCUCUAAAAGCAGGAGACCAAAGCUGUUUGGCAGGCUGGGGCUAUUUUUAAAGAUUGUUGUAAAUGAAAUUGUAAGUUAUUUUUGUUAUUUAUAAAAAAUGUAAGUUAUAAAUAACAUGCGUUUUCUAUGUUAUUUAUAAAAAUGGUCUUUCCCCCCUCUGUUUCUGACCCAAACUCCAUUCCCUUUUUGCUUCUCUCUCUCUUCCUGCUUUCUUGUUUCUGAAAUCUU
Molecule: messenger RNA, 2775 nt
Organism: Pogona vitticeps (central bearded dragon)
Lineage: Eukaryota; Metazoa; Chordata; Lepidosauria; Squamata; Agamidae
Source: RefSeq, a predicted model, not a curated record